UGGAUUUGCACUCCCAAAUGCAGCGUGGGUGGUCAUCAUGACAUGGAGCUCACAGAGGUUGAUCCCUACAGAUGCAGCUCAUGCUCGAGCUCUCGAGUUGCGGAGAAGCACUGGCAUUGCCCAUCACAUAAGGUGCAUCUUUGCCCAAGUUGUGCGGAACUUCCACCAGAAACACCCACCUUGGGCGUCGCAGCCAACUAUGUCGUGAACGUCUUUCCAACUUUAGCCUCCAGUGCAACCGGGCAAGAGAAUCCGGACUUCUAUGCCAUCUGCCCGCUCUUCGCGCACGGGAGCAACGGCCUGGGAGUCAACAAGAUCUGUCCCAGAGAUGGCAGACCUCAGUGCAGUGUGGUAGACGCCUUGGAAGAAACCUACAGCGGAAAGGUCACUCAUUUUGUGUCGUGGUGCUGGGCGUAUUACCUCCAGAGCGUCGUCAGUGCAGUGGAAGGAUGGCUCCAGAAGUCUGGCGAAGAUCCACACGACGUCUUUCUCUGGAUGUGUUUUUUUGCAACAACCAGUACCGCAUCAAAGAAGAGGCCACACAGACCGGCAGUGAAGAUCUCAAAUCGAUCUUCGAGUCGCAUCUGGUGGAAGCUGGACGGAUGCUGGUGUUGCUAGAGACCAUCGAGUCUGCAUUGCACGGGACAUACCGAUGUCCAUCAUUCUCCCCGAAACAGCGGAGAAUUUCUUCCGGGAGACAGUGCAGACCGGCGAGAUUCGCAUGCUGACCAAAGCUGUGGAUGCCUUAAACGUGCGGGAUGCAAAAGCUUCAUCAGAGGCAGACGAGGAUCUGAUCAAGAAAAUAAUCCUCAACGACAUUGGUUUUGAUCGCGUGAACAAUGCAGUGCGCACGAAAUUGGUCGACUCAUUCUUGGAAUUGUUUCGGGAUCUCUUCAUGCAGCCGCGUUGAAGCUCAUUUUGGACGUCCUGAACGUUCCUGAGCCACGAACAGCUGUAUCUCAUUGCAGACAGCAUUUUUUUCCAGGAUGCCCUGGCCCCUUGUAGCCGUGGGAGAGUUCGCUUCAGUUUUGGAUGCCAGAGCAGUGCUUCGGUUUUGGAUGCCAGAGCAGUGCUUCGGUUUUGGAUGCCAGAGCAGUGCUAGUUGCCCAUGGAAUUGUGAGAUGAUGGCCUUUUCUCGUAAAAGUCGUCAUAGAGUCAAACUGUACUGCCGGUGUUGCGGUGAUGAUGCUUUGAUUUGGAGAUGAACUGGUUGAAAGUUUGCUUGGGUUGUCCAAGGGCUGCUUCUAAAACCUCACUUGUUGGAAAGCCUGAAAAAAUGCACGUUGGACUUCUG
Cladocopium goreaui is the source of this 1294-nucleotide messenger RNA. The record is from the annotation of a GenBank genome assembly. Lineage: Eukaryota; Dinophyceae; Suessiales; Symbiodiniaceae.